AGAAGCGUGUGUAAGUUGUAAUGGCCGAAAUUGUCCGCGAUAUUGUGUAAUAAGGGGCAGAGUUACGCAAUCUGAGGAUGAAAAUGUGUGCCUGGUCUGGGUGGUGAUGAGAUCUAAGUCGUUACGCAAUGUUUUAAACGAAAGAUGGGCUACUGCGUGAUUGAUCAAUCAUCGAGAUGCAACGGCCCAGCGCAGCGUUUUUUAGUUCUUGGUGCUUUCUAAAGACAACUUUGUUAUGAAUGGAUUAAGCGACCAUCAGCGGAUUAAUGCAUCUCAUCAUCAGCAAAUCCACAGUGCAAAAGAAAAGCAGGCACCAAAGUGUAAGGCAUUCAAGCUUCUUUCUGACCCAUGCAUCAUCCAAGGAGCAGGGAAGGUGUACAGGUACGAUGGCAGGGUACCCAACGACGCCACGUACCCGACGGUACAGGUGCGCGACCCACGGCCGCCGCUCACGCGCAUCUGGUCCCGCAUGGAGGUGGUCGAGCUCUCCGUGCCCAAGUUCAAGAUCGACGCCAACUACGUGGGUGCGCCACCACCGCUGGAGGUAUCGGUCACCAACAUCAACGACAACAUCGAUAAGACGUUCCUAGCGGAAAUGGUGCAUAAAUGCGGCGAAAUUGAAGAGCUGGCGAUCUUCUAUCAUCCAAGGACCAACAAGCACCUAGGCAUUGCGCAGCUCGUAUUUCGCCACGUGCAGGGGGCGAGAGCUUGCGUGGAGAAAUUCAAUCACACGUCGGUCAUGGGCAACGUGUUGAGUGUGUUCCUUGAUCCGUUCGGGGCCAAGGUGCGCCAGAUGUACACGGACCUGCUUGAGGACCGGCCGGUGCCUCGAGAGGAGCCGCCGCCUGCGCACGAGGAUCCACUGGCCGUCUGGACGGAGCCGGAGCGCGCCGACUCCGGCUCGGAGGUGGACUCGGACGUCUCGUCCGACGACGCGACGCCCGAACCGCUGAGCGUCACGCCGUCGCCGUUCGUGUCGCGCGAGCGCUAUCUCCAGAGCCACCAGCUGGUCCGCGAGCGGCUGGCCGAGCUGCACUGGCCGUACCCGUACCCGCCUCCGCCCGGGUACCAGGUGUACGGACCGCCGGCGCCGGCGUCCGCGCCAGAGCCCGGCUACGACGACGUGCUGCCGGCAGAGGCAGAACAGCUCACACCCGACCGGGUGGCCCAGCAUUCCUUAGACCAAGUAGUGAAAGAGUUGAAACAGAUACUUAAGAAAGACUUUAAUAAGAGGAUGAUUGAGAACACUGCGUACAAGCAAUUCGAGAAAUGGUGGGACGACCAAGCCGAACAGCACAAGGCGCGGGGCGAAGAGAACCGGACGCAGGGCGGCUCGGCCCUGCCUGUCAAGCGCUCCGACCUCAGCUCGCUGCUGGAGAACAAUCGCGGCUCGCUCUCCGGCGCCGGCUACGGCCUCGGCUUCCGCAUGUCACUGCCUAAGAUGCCCUCCUUCAGGAGGAAGCCGACGCGUCCGUCGCCGCCGCCCGAGGAGCAGCGGGCCCGCGCCGACCGACCCAGCUCAUCCAGCGAGGCGGAGGAGGACGAGGAGCAGCCGGCAAAGGACAGCGAUGCCGCGAGCGAGGCGGCGUCGGCCAAGAGCAGCAGCAGUAGCAGCAGCAGCAGCUCGAGCAGUGACAGCAGCAGCAGCAGCAGCAGUGACAGCAGUAGUAGCAGCAGUGAGGAUAGCGACGCCGAAGUGGAUAGCUCCAAGACGAAGGUUGAAAAGGGCGAUGUUGGGCGGAAGAUUGACAAAGACCCGGACUCUUUGUCGAAGACCGGAACAGCAAAGGCUAAGAGGCGCCUUUCAUCUGCCCAGCUCACUUCGGAAAAAGUUCAAAGGAAGCGUGAGUCUGAGUCGCCGCCGCUACCGGCCACUCCGGGCCGCUCGCCGUCCGAUGGCUCGCCGGGCGGCCGGCUGCAGCAGGAGCACUCGUACUGCCGGCCGGCGGCGCCGGGCCGCUCCGGCUCGCCCUCGCCCGAGAACACCCGCUCGGCGUUGCUGCACGACCGCGGCGACACGCGCCCGCCGGCGGCCCCCGCCCCCGCCCCGCGGGGCAAGCGGCGUGCUGAGCCGGCCGAGCCGGCGGCGCCGCGCGGCUUCGGCAAGCGUGACGUGAUGUCCGAGAUGGCGCUGCUGUACGAGUUCCUGACGCGCGGCCUGUCGCUCGAGGACAUCGACUACCUGCACCGGUGCUAUGAGGGCCUGCUGGGCGACGACCAGAACAGCUACUGGCUGAACGACACGCACUGGGUGGACCACGCGGCCACCGACCGGCCGGAGAAGCGGCGGCGGCUCAACGAACCGGCCGUGCACCGCUCUGGCUGCGCGCGCACCGAGGGCUAUUACAAAGUCACGCAGAAGGACAAGAUGAACCACAAGUACCACUUCGGCCGGACGGUGGCGGAGACGGCGGUGGCGGCGCUCGCCGACGGCCGUGAUCAGGGCUCGACGGUGCCCGACCAGCGCUCCAAGGCCGUCACGGCCGCCGCCAUCUCCCGGGAGGCUCGCAACAACCAGCGACGCAUCCUCACCGUGCUCGGCGGCGAGACCGAGAGUGAGCUGCUCAAGCUCAACCAGCUCAAGUUCCGCAAGAAGCAGCUCAAGUUUGGCAAGUCGGCCAUCCACGACUGGGGCCUGUUCGCGCUGGAGCCGAUCGCCGCCGACGAGAUGGUGAUCGAGUACGUGGGCCAGCACGUGCGCCAGUCAGUCGCCGACCAGCGUGAGCUGGUGUACGAGCGCCAGGGUAUUGGCAGCAGCUACCUCUUCAGGAUCGACCGCGACAACAUCAUCGACGCCACCAAGUGUGGCAACCUGGCCCGCUUCAUCAACCACAGCUGCACGCCCAACUGCUAUGCCAAGAUCGUCUCGGUCGAGGGCCAGAAGAAGAUCGUGAUCUACUCGAAACAGCCCAUUGGCGUCAACGAGGAGAUCACGUACGACUACAAGUUCCCGUAUGAGGAGGUCAAGAUCCCGUGCCUGUGCGGCACGCCCCAGUGUCGUGGCUAUCUGAACUGAGCGGGCGCCGGAGGCGGCCGAUGCCAGCGCAGCGGUCGGCGGCGGCGCCCCCGACG
Molecule: messenger RNA, 3072 nt
Organism: Pollicipes pollicipes
Lineage: Eukaryota; Metazoa; Arthropoda; Thecostraca; Pollicipedomorpha; Pollicipedidae
Product: histone-lysine N-methyltransferase SETD1
Exons: 16
Coding region: 236-3016 (926 amino acids)
Cellular component (GO): Set1C/COMPASS complex
Molecular function (GO): RNA binding; protein binding; histone H3K4 methyltransferase activity
Source: RefSeq, a predicted model, not a curated record